UUUCAGUUUUGAACUGACGACGUAAAGAGCAAAACGCAGAGCUCCGUGUAUUAUUCCUAGCUGAAUGCAUUUAAAUUCAAUGCAUAUAUAAACUGGUUCUAUACCUUGACUUGGUAUUAAGAGUGUAAAAAAGAAACAAGAAAGAAAAACAAUUCGCGUUAUUUGACAAAGAACGUAAAGCGCUUACGUGAAUAACAAGAGUUCAUUGCACGUUACAAAGAACAUACAUAUAGACUGCCCACAACAAAAAGCAAAGGCAAAGUGAAACGACCUCGCAUAACGUACGCGCGCAAAAAGCAACAAAACAUAAUAAAAACAGCAAAAAUCAAACCCACAUAAAUACUGUGUGCAACCCACUUACACAGCGAGACACAUUUAAAAUAAACAACUACAACUAUGGAUGUUUGGGGUGUAUUUGUUGGCGACUCUACGCUAUCAUAUGGUGGCUCUGUGCGCAGCGGCUAUUACCGUGAUUACGAGCAGUUCCCGUAUGGCACACUGGAGCACUCAAAUACCGCCAGUCCGUAUCCGGCCAAGGAUUCAUACAGUCGAGUGCAAGAAAAAUGUAAGCAACUGAAAUCGGAGAAGCAACUGCGCAAGGACUGUCCCUUCUGCAAAGAGCACAAGAAACGGCCGCUAAUCAAUUACAUGCGCAAACGUGAGUCACGCAAGCAUCACGAGAGUAUCUGCGAGGAUGAAGAGGAGAUGCAUGAGCACGAGCACGAGCACGAGGUGCAGCAUCAGAUGCCAUCACUAUCGACCGUUGUGCCCACGCAACAAAGCUGCAAAGUGUAAACACACAACCAUAACACUCACACAAGCGCUUCCCUAAGCAGACAAUUUAGGACAGGAGAGACAGACAGGUGGCAAAAUCAAUGCCAAAAUAAUCACAGCAACAACAACAACAACAGCAAUUCACAAUGCCAUAUAAAUUUAGUCAAAGACAAAGACAAACAAAAAUUAAACAAAGGAAAAAAAUAAGGAAUGAGAACUAGGAGAAAAAAACAUUGCAAAGAUGCUGCGCGCCUGCUGGGCAUACAUAAUUAACUAGUAGGAGCGAGCGCGAGAGCGAGAUAACAACAGUAACUACAAUAAUCCAAUGCAACUGUACCUACACAUAAAAUGGUUGCGUGCAUUUCCGCCUAUGACGUCACACUACCAUUUACAACUAAACAAAGAAAAAACAAAAGCAACAAGACCUUUUUUGUUGCUGUAAACUUGAUACCAAUUUACAAUACCGUUGUUUACAAUUUCUUUUCGUACAACACGUUACCGUUUUUUAUACACGUAUAAAAAAAACGUAGCGCAAUUUGUUAAUUGACUUACAAUCCAAACCAGCCGCCCCGCUUGGCUACUAAAAUGACCUUAGGCAAACAGCAUAGCUAAAUUAUAAAUGUACAAGAAAAAUAAGACAGCAAAUGCAAACAAAAACAAAACAAAAAC
Molecule: messenger RNA, 1443 nt
Organism: Drosophila sulfurigaster albostrigata
Lineage: Eukaryota; Metazoa; Arthropoda; Insecta; Diptera; Drosophilidae
Gene: fok
Exons: 2
Coding region: 397-795 (132 amino acids)
Source: RefSeq, a predicted model, not a curated record